UUUUCUUUCACCCCAAGCUGAUAUAGACGUCAAAACAUUUGGCCAUUUCUGAAGGAGCUUUCCAUGCCAAUCCUCAACCUUUUUUUAAUCAUUCUGUCCCCAUAAAAGGCCUCGACAUUAACUCUCACUCCCACUAACAACACAAACACAAACAGAGAGGAAAAGAAGAGGUAAUGUCUGCUAUGAACAUUGGUAUAGGACUAGCCAUCCUUGCUCUAGCGGUGGCAUGGAGGGUCCUGAACUGGCUGUGGCUGAGGCCGAAGAAGCUUGAGAGGCUUCUUAGGGAACAAGGCUUCAAGGGGAAUCCAUACAAAUCCCUGACUGGAGACCUGAAAGAGUGCGUGAAGAUGAUAAAAGAGUCGAAGUCUAGACCCAUCGGACUCUCAGAUGAUCCAGUGCCUCGUAUCCACCCCUUUGUCCUUCAAUCUGUAAACACCUAUGGCAAGGAUUUUUUCAAAUGGAUGGGACCGACUCCAACACUGAACAUCAUGAACCCUGACCAUAUCAAGGAUAUCUUCUCAAAGAUAUAUGACUUUGAAAAGCCGUCUCCGAAUCCACUAGUCCUGUUAAUAGCGAAUGGACUUCCAAACCAUGAGGGUGAGAAAUGGGCAACUCACAGAAAAAUCAUCAACCCUGCCUUCCACUUAGAGAAACUCAAACUCAUGUUGCCUGCCUGUUAUUUAAGCUGCAACGAGAUGGUGACAAGAUGGGAGAAGUUGAUAUCCGCUGAGGAAUCAGUCGAGCUCAAUGCAUGGCCUGACCUGCAGAAUCUGACCCGUGAUGUGAUUUCUAGAACAGCAUUUGGGAGUAGCUAUGAAGAAGGGAAGAGAAUUUUUGAGCUUCAAAUAGAGCAACUUGAGCUCGCCAUCCAAUCCAUGCAGACAAUCUACAUCCCAGGAUGGAGGUUUGUCCCCACGAAAAUGAACAGGAGGAUGAAGUACUUGAAUGAAGAAGUGCACUCCUUGCUUCGUGGGAUCAUCAGUAGAAGAGAAAAAUCGAUAAGGGCAGGGCAGACUGCUACUGUUGAUCUUUUGGGACUGUUGCUGGAGUCGAACAUGAAGGAAAAACAGGAAAACAGAGGAAACAAGUACACAGGAAUGAGUAUUCAAGAUGUGAUCGAGGAAUGUAAGGUUUUUUAUUUUGCCGGGCAAGAGACUACCUCAAUCCUCCUUGUCUGGGCGAUGAUAUUACUGAGUAUUCAUCCUCAGUGGCAAGACCGAGCAAGAGAGGAGGUUCUGCAAGUAUUUGGAAGAGAUGGAAAACCUGACUUUGAUGGGCUGAAUCAUCUUAAGAUUGUUACGAUGAUCUUGUAUGAGGUUAUGAGGCUAUACCCACCAGUGACAAUGAUCAACCGCUUCACCCGCAAGGAAAUGAAACUUGGUAAACUAACUAUACCAGCCGGGUUAGAACUGUCAGUGCCCAUAUUACUUGUCCACCACGAUAAAGAGCACUGGGGAGAGGACGCCAAGGAAUUCAAGCCUGAAAGGUUCUCCGAAGGAAUCUCAAAGGCGACCAAGAACCAAGUUGUGUAUUUACCGUUCGGUUGGGGCCCUCGAAUCUGCAUUGGCAUGAACUUUGCAUUGAUUGAAGCGAAGAUGGCGAUGGCAAUGAUACUGCAACGGUUCUCAUUUGGGCUUUCUCCUUCUUAUGCACAUGCCCCAACAACAUUCAUCACUCUCCAUCCCCAGCAUGGUGCUCAAAUCAUUUUGCGUAGUGCUGAAUGAGCUGAUCACACGUUAUAUUGUCAACACAAGACACACGAAUAGGUUUACCAUCGGCUUAUCACUUAAUGAGAGUUGGUUUAGUAUAGUAAUCCUUGUAAUAAAAAAUUGUCGUUUGUGUUCAGUUUUUUUGUGUUCUAAUAAGUUCUUCCUUCUCUGGUCAUAGUUAACUAUGCAUUGUGUAGGAUUUUGAGCUCGUCUGCUCCAACAUUGACGAUCUGCCUGUUACAGUAAUUAAGGUUGCUUGCAGAUGUACAUGUUAAAGAAAUGAAGGUGUUACUGUUCAAGGGA
Messenger RNA from Punica granatum (pomegranate), 2012 nucleotides. Lineage: Eukaryota; Viridiplantae; Streptophyta; Magnoliopsida; Myrtales; Lythraceae. The record is from RefSeq and is a predicted model, not a curated record.